This is a messenger RNA of Geodia barretti, 594 nucleotides long. NCBI's taxonomy places the organism in Eukaryota, Metazoa, Porifera, Demospongiae, Tetractinellida, Geodiidae. The record is from the annotation of a GenBank genome assembly.
AUGACCAGCGCUCCCAGAAUCAACCGGGCCGCAGUAGCAGUGGCGGUUGGCACAGUUUUGAAAUACAUCGACGAGGAUAGCGGACGCGAAGGUCUGUGGAAUACUCCGGAACGGGUUGCCGAGAUGUAUGGAGAGAUCUUCGCCGGCGUGGGCAGGGACCCGGCGGACGAAAUUGAUGCCGUAUUUUCUGAUAACGUAACUCAGGAUCCGGUGAUGGUGCGCGAUAUCCCAUUCUUUUCCAUGUGCGAGCAUCAUCUCCUGCCGUUCUUCGGCCACGCCCACCUGGUUUAUGUGCCCGACCGUCACAUAGCAGGCAUCAGCAAGAUCGCCCGUGCGCUGGAUACGGCUUCGCGGAGGCUUCAGGUACAGGAGCGCCUCACCGCACAACUGGCCGAUGCAGUUUUAUCCCGGGUGGAACCACUGGCAGUGGCCUGUCGACUGGAAGCAGAACACAUGUGCAUGUCAAUGCGCGGCGUGCACAAACCCGGACACCGCGUGGUUACCACGGCGGUUCGUCUGGCGACAAACUCGUCAGCCAACGGAAGCGGUUCCGCAGUGGCGCCGCGCGAUCUGCUGGAUAUGCUGGGACACUGA